This is a messenger RNA of Gadus chalcogrammus (walleye pollock), 12421 nucleotides long. It is a transcript of the gene akap12a, whose product is annotated as A kinase (PRKA) anchor protein 12a. Lineage: Eukaryota; Metazoa; Chordata; Actinopteri; Gadiformes; Gadidae. Gene Ontology annotation, biological process: regulation of protein kinase C signaling; signal transduction. Gene Ontology annotation, cellular component: cytoplasm. Bases 175 to 11286 code for a protein of 3703 amino acids. The record is from RefSeq and is a predicted model, not a curated record. The transcript has 4 exons. Gene Ontology annotation, molecular function: protein kinase A binding; calmodulin binding.
GGGAGGUGUUUCCUCUAAAAGACUUGGCAUCAGUAGCGAGUCCGCAGCAGCACAUGAGCUCAUGUGCACACAGCUCUCGACUGGUGCGCGGUCUCUGGAUAUCUUCGACUCUCCUCUUCGAACAGCGAGGCUCUUCAUCCUUGGAGUACCAGCUCUCCGCAGCAACCCGAGACGAUGGGGGACACGCAGUCUGCACCGCGGGACGCUGAGCAGGAUGCUGAGAGAGAUACGGAUAGUGGUCGGGCUCAGGAUAGCGGAGACUGCAACGUGGAAGACAAGCUUCCCGAAAAUGAUACACAGAUCUCCGGUCUGCAUGGGAAAUCAGAUGGCCCACUAGCAGAACUAAACGAUCACCUCGAAGAUGAGUUCAUUGAUGACCUCUGUGACACAGAAUCACCCCUGGUUUCUGCAAGAGAAGAUGUUUCCGAUACAUUUGCGACGGUGGACGACAAGGAAGCACUGUUAGAGGACGUGGAGAUCAACGAUGUGACAGAUUCUGAUCCCGAAGCCGAUGAGGCAUCGCUAAACGAUCAAGAGGAUAAGAUGAACGAAAUCAAUAAAGGCUUCAGGAGAUUCUUCAGCAACAUCAGUCUGAAAUUAACCCUCAAGCAGGGCCCAGAUGAUAAACCAGCUGAGAUAGCUUCUGAUGUUCUCCCCAACCAAGAGGUGGCGCCGUGCAUCCCGGGGGACACCUGCGACGGGGCAAACGAAAGCACGAGCGAGACUUGCGAGAACAAUGGCGAUCCUCACACGGCACAGGACUCGGCUGACAAUGAAUCCACGACCUGCCCCACGGUGACGGACAUGACAUCUGAGGAGAACAUCCAGGAGGACGUUGAACACAAAACCCCCGCGGCAACGGAGGUGGAUCAGGAAGCUACAGAAGGGAUUUUGGCCCAAGCCGACACAGAGGGUGUCAGGUCAGAAGUAGAGCCUGGAGGAUCAUGUCCACAGGACUCUGCUGAAGAGGAGGGGCUGUCUCCCAUUAAGGUAUUCUUUACAACAGGAAUCUUUUCUAGUCUACGGAAAAAGAAGAAACCAGCCGAAGAGGAAAGCCUAAAAAACAAGACGAAUCAGAAAGAAUCGGUAGACAUGGAUAGAGAGGAACCGGGCGGGAUAGAAGGAAUUGGAAAAGACUUGGCACAACAUGAGCUUUUCCCGAAGGCUGAAAGAGCUGUGGUUGAGGAAAAGCAGAAAACAAAAAAUGGAAAUGAGGAGGUCAUGCGCGAAUCAGCCCCGACAAAUAAUGAUCAUGGAACUGGAGAAAACCUUGUUAAUGCCAAUGAUGAACUGCUCAGUUCUGAAGAGAAGGUCAAAUUUCCAAGUAGCUCACUACAACGUCUGCUUUCUGGGGCUAACUUGAAGAAGGUCUCCACAAAGCAACAAGGGAGGAAGAAAUCAUCAGACUCCGUUGAGCGCGUUACCUGCCCUUUGCAAUCGUCAGUAGAGUCAACCGAGAGUACAACAGACGAAAGCCCAAAAGUGGCUCCAGAAGAGGUGAAAAAGUUGGAGGAAAGUGCCUGGGAGACGUUGAAAAGACUUCUUACUCCUAAGAAGUUCCAGAAAAACUCCACUCUGAGUAACGAGGAGGUCAUUGUAUCAAGCAAACCGGAGGAACCAAAGCUAAGUGAGGGAGAAGAAAUAGAAGAUGGGAACACAGAGGAAAGCAGGAAGAGGAAAGAUUCAAUUGUUUCAUGGGACUCACUCUUGUGUGGUUCUGGAAACAGAAGGAGCAGAAAAAGUUCAAGUGCUGAUGAACAGAAAGCUAGAACUGAGGGAGAUGAUAACAGAGCAGCAGCUGAAUCAAGACAUGCUACAGACCUGGACAGUUCACAUGAGAUGGAGGAUAACCUAGCCUCUUCCCCAGAGCAUGGAAGAAGUCCCUCAGACGACGAAGGGUCAACAUGGAAAUCAUUAAAACGUCUGGUCACACCAAAACGGAAAUCUAGAGAUGGAGAGGAAACCAAGGAGCACACCUCAGAUAGUGAAAUCAUCCAGGACGAAUCAUCCUUUUCAUUAAAGAAAUUUCUCCCUGGACGAAGGAAGAGGAGACCAUAUGAAAAGCAAGAGGAAGUACCUUCCGAUAAGCCUGAAAGAGAAGAACAUUCAGACGAGGAAGACUCAGAUACACCUGCAAUUAUUCCUUUGUCCGAAUUUGACAUACCUGUAACAGAGAGUCAAGGAAAAAUACAGGCAAUGCUAGAAAGUCAAACAGCUGAAGCUGAAGCCCCAAAAGAACAAGAGGAGCUCACUGGUCAGACAACAGAUGCAGUAGUUAUGUGUGACAGCACACCAGCCUUGCCUAAAGGGACUAAGGACACUGAAAAUGCUUUAGAAAAACUGACAUCUACAAGCCCUGCUUCCAUGGAAGAAGUGGAAGAUCUGUCAGAGAUUGUCAGUAAGCUUCAACUGCUCAGUGACAUCCCGGAGGAAGGUCUAAUCGAGGAGAGCAUAGCCACGCCUGCCUCAUUUGCUGACGAUGCAGCAAGAGACGACACAAUUGCAGAUGUAAUAGAGUUCGCAUCUGAGGCUGUUACUGCACCAGAGCCCAUAGAUAUAACAGUAGAAGAUGAAACAGAGAUGGUUUCAGCAGUAUCACAGUUGACAGACUCUUCAAAAACAUCUGGCAACACAACACCAGUGCCAGCGGACUAUGACGUCAAAGAAACAGACAACCUCCUCCGUCAAGUUGUGGAAUCCAUUUCUGCAACCCAGAAUGACGCCGUAGAGAGCACAAGUGACCAGUAUCCCGAAAGAAUUGCUGGUUCUGUCCCUUCUCACAAAUUGGAGUCAUCCUUCUCAAAAGAACUCACAAUUUUGACAACACACCAAACUUCCAACGCUACUUUGCUAUGUACUGGUUUUACUGUUGAAGCAUUUGAUGCAAUUGACAGAGUUGCAGAGGCAGAGUGCUUUUCAGACAUGACAGAAACAAUUUACACACAGUGUUUAUCUGAAGAUACGACUGAGGAGUUUCAUACUGCUGGGAUGUCUGUUGAUGAAGAACUUAAAAACAUUAAUGAGAGCCAACUGGUGACAUAUUCUUCAUCUGAAGGUAAUAAGGCUAAGACCUCAGCUGUUUUGCCCCCGGCUGAGAAUGUAAAUGUGUCUGAAACUUCAAUAGACGACCACAAGAACGAUAAUGAGCAAGAUCAUGAAAUGGCGCCCCCUGGAAACGACUCAUAUGUUGAGGCCACAAUUCAAGUCCAAAGCGAGGAAAUGGUUGAUGAGUCUGAAACACUUACACUUACUGAUGCGUGUGUGUCUAAUUCAGAAGCUACACCUACCGAUGAAAUUGCUAAAGGAAGUCACAUACUGAGUGGUGAACAGAUGCAAGAUGUCGCUGAGCUUAGUGUUGGGUAUGAGGAACAACAUGGGCUCUUAGUUGUCGAGGUAGGGGUUGCUGAGUUUGGACAUGUGCCAGUGUCAGCACCUAUUGAACCUGAAGAAGUCAUAAUGAAAGCAGACAAGACUAAUAGUCAGCUACACUCAUUUCCAUCUGUGGACGUGGGGCAAGCAGAGCAAGGUGUUCAAGAACUUCAAAGCCAAUCUAUGACUGAAGAUAUUCCAGAACAAGACUCAACUGUACCUGACAGUUCUCCCUCCACUGAAGCAAAAGAACAAAUCGAACACACUCUGCUGGAAACAGAAAUGUAUAUAAAAGAAGACGUCGCCGAGAUUUUACAAGAUGCUCUCUGUGAGGAUGGAGACGAAACCACAGAAGUAACAGGUGAACUGCAUUCAGAAAGGUCUGUUGAAGAAAGUGAAGAAAGCAAUGUUCAGGUACUGGAACAUAAGGUGAUAACUGAAGAUAGUCCAGUACUGGAGGAUUUGACCGAGAAACGCCUUGCAACACGAGAACGAGAACCUAAAGAAGUACCACAGCACACUUCAGUUGGAGAAGAUGAAUUGGAAGAAGUAAUGUCUAAUCCCAUGACAUCUGUGAUUCAUAAUGAUACCAAUAAUCAGGCAGUUGAAAAACAGGUUAUAACUGAAGACAAUGCAGAGUUCCAAGCAGAAAAUGCCCUUCCUUCAUCAACAAGUGAAGUGGAAAAGAAGGCUGCGGCAGUAUCUGAGCAAGGCUUGGCAGAGAGAGAGCAUAUUUACAGAGCAAAUGACCCUUGUGAAGAACCCAGGGAAGUGUUAGGUCAUGAAGAUGGCCAACCUACUGAAGUGCCAGAUCAAUUGGAAACAUUGACUUCACAAUUUGUGGCCUCUAUAAUUUCUGAUGUGAGUGUUGUUCAAUUACUUGAAAAACAGUUAAUAACUGAAGACAUUGCAGAGUCCCAAGCAGAAGAGGCCAAGACGAAAGUUGAAAAGGAGGCUACAAUUGUUACUGAGCAAGGUUUUGUAGAGAAAGAGCUUGUUUCUAGAGAGAAGGACCCUUGCGAUGCAACCAGACAAGUUCUAAUUCAAGAAGAUGGCAUACUAACUGAAGUGACUGAUGAAUUAAAAACAUCACAGUCUGUCCAUUUGGGCACUCUGAACUCUGAAGCCAGAAAUGUUGCGAUCCAUCAACAGCUAAUUACAUCAGAAGACAUCAUAGGAUCCCUCACAGAAAAUGCAUGCACCUCGAUUACAGGUGCAGAUGAGAAAGAAAACGCAACGCAGUCAAAGCAAUCAUUGUUGUCUAAAGGGCAUUUAACUGUCGAAAGUGUCGUUAGUGAGGAACUUCUCGCAAUUUCAAUUACAGAUUAUGUCCAGGUCGCUGAUGUUACUAAGGAGUUGAAACCAAUAACAUCUACUCAUGAAGCCUCUGUGGAUUCUAAUACUGCCAUCGUUGAGGUUCUUGAAAAGCAAGUAUCUGAAGACAUCCCAGAACAAGAUAGAGCCUCUGCCUCUGUGACAGAUAAAGUUGAGAAUGAAACAGGGAUAGAGCGAUUUCUUCUGGAAAAACCACCAACAAUGGCUUACGAUGACCCCAAUGAAAUUCCCCAACAGAGUGUUGCUAAAGAAGAGGCUGAAGUAGUUAAUGUGUCAACAGAGGUUGAAGCUCCACCUGCUGUUCAAAUUGCCCCUCUGAAUCCACUGUUUAGUAUUGUUGAGGGUAUUGAAAAGGAAGUUACAUCUCAAAACCUAUUAUCUAAUGCAGAAAAUGCCGACCCCGUCAUUACAUUUGAAGAUGAGAAAGCAACUGUAACUCAACCAGAGCAAUCAUUGUUUGAAAAAGAGCUUUCGACUGUAGAAAGCGACCUUAGUGAGGAACCACAGAAAGGUUCAGUUACAGAAGAUUUCCAGGUUGCUGAAUUUACAAAGGAAUUGCAAGCAACAACAUCUGUUUAUUUAGCUUCUGUGGACUCUAAUGCUGGUAUCGUUGAAGUUCAUGAAAAGCAAGGUGUAUCUGAAGACCUCGAGUUCAAUGCAGUUAAUUUCAGCACCCUGAUACAAGUUGAAGAUGAGAAAGAAACUGUAACUCAAUCAGCGAAAUCGCUGUUGUUAAAAGAGCAUGUAAUUAUGGAAAGUGACGUUAGUGAGGAACCGCAGCACAUUUCAGUCACAGAUGAUACCCAGGUCGCUGAAGUCACAAAGGAAUUGGAUCCACCGGCACAUAUUCAUUUAGCUUCUGUUGACUCUAAUGCUGGUAUUGUUGAGGUUCUUGGAAAUAAAGAUCUAUCUGGAGACAUCCUAGUACCCGAAGGACCCUUGGUCUCCAUGACAGCUGAAGUUGAGAAGGAAACUAGGGUACUAACAGAGGAAGCUCUUGUGGUUGAACAACUUCCAACCAUGGACUAUGACCCCAAUGAAAUUCCCCAACAGAGUGUUGCUAAAGAAGAGGCUGAAGUAGUUAAUGUGUCAACAGAGGUUGAAGCUCCACCUGCUGUUCAAAUUGCCCCUCUGAAUCCACUAUUUAGUAUUGUUGAGGGUAUUGAAAAGCAAGUUACAUCUCAAAACCUAUUAUCUAAUGCAGAAAAUGCCGACCCCGUCAUUACAUUUGAAGAUGAGAAAGCAACUGUAACUCAACCAGAGCAAUCAUUUUUGGAAAAAGAGCUUUCGACGGUAGAAAGCGACCUUAGUGAGGAACCACAGCAAAGUUCAGUUACAGAAGAUUUCCAGGUUGCUGAAUUUACAAAGGAAUUGCAAGCAACAACAUUUGUUUAUUUAGCUUCUGUGGACUCUAAUGCUGGUAUCGUUGAAGUUCAUGAAAAGCAAGGUGUAUCUGAAGACCUUGAGUUCAAUGCAGUUAAUGCCAGCACCCUGAUACAAGUUGAAGAUGAGAAAGAAACUGUAACUCAAUCAGCGAAAUCGCUGUUGUUAAAAGAGCAUGUAAUUGUGGAAAGUGACGUUAGUGAGGAACCGCAGCACAUUUCAGUCACAGAUGAUACCCAGGUCGCUGAAGUCACAAAGGAAUUGGAUCCACCGGCACUUAUUCAUUUAGCUUCUGUUGACUCUAAUGCUGGUAUUGUUGAGGUUCUUGGAAAUAAAGAUCUAUCUGGAGACAUCCUAGUACCCGAAGGACCCUUGGUCUCCAUGACAGCUGAAGUUGAGAAGGAAACUGGGGUACUAACAGAGGAAGCUCUUGUGGUUGAACAGCUUCCAACCAUGGACUAUGACCCCAAUGAAAUUCCCCAACAGAGUGUGGUAAAAGAAGAUGAUGAAGUAGUUAAGGUGUUAAUAGAGUCUGAUGCUCCACCUACUCUUCAUACAGCCCCUCUGAUUUCAGAGUCCAGUGUUGUUCUGAUUAUUGUAGAGCAAGUUACAUUUGAUGACCUAGGAUCUAAUGCAGAGAAUGCCCAACCCGUCAGUACAGUUGAAGAAGAUAAAGAAAGUGUAACUCAACCAGAGCGAUGUUUGUUAGAAAAAGAGCUGGUAACUGUAGAAAGUGAUUUUAUUGAGGAAGCACAGCACAUUUCAGUUACAGAUGUUGUUCAAAUCGCUGACAUUACUAAGGAAUUGGAAGCAUCAACAUCUAUUGAUGUAGUUUCUGUGGACUAUAAUGCUGGUAUCGUUGAAGUUCUUGAACAGCGAGGUGUAUCUAAAAAUCUCGAAUCUAACGCAGAAAAUGCCAGCACCCUGAUACAAGUUGAAGAUGAGAAAGAAACUGUAAUUCAAUCAGCGCAAUCACUGUUGGAAAAAGAGCUUGUAAUUGUGGAAAGUGACCGUAGUGAGGAACCGCAGCACAUUUCAGUCAAAGAUGAUGUCCAGGUUUCUGAAGUCACAAAGGAAUUGGAUCCACAAACACAUAUUAAUUUAGCUUCUGCUGGUAUUGUUGAGGUUCUAGAAAAUAAAGUUCAAUCUGGAGAAAUCCCAGUACAUGAAGGAUCCUCUGUCUCAGUGACCGCUGAAGUUGAGAAUGAAACUGGGGUACUGACAGAGGAAGCUCAAAUGGUUGAACAGCUUCCAACCAAGGAUUAUGACCCUAAUGAAAUUCCCCAACAGAGUGUGGUAAAGGAAAAUGAUGAAGUUCAGGUGUCAACAGAGUUUGAGGUUCCACCUACUCUUCAUCCAGCACCUCUGAUUUCAGAGUCCAGUAUUGUUGAGAUUUUUGAAGAGCAAGUUACAUUUGAAGACCUAGGAUCUAAUGCAGAGGAUGCCCAACCCAUCAGUUCAGUUGAGGAAGACAAAGAAACUGUAACUCAACCAGAGCGAUGUUUGUUGGAAAAAGAGCUUGUGGUUGUAGAAAGCGAUCUUAUUGUGGAACCACAGCACAUUUCAUUCACAGAUGUUCUUCAGAUCGCUGACAUUACUAAGGAAUUGGAAGCAUCAACAACUAUUGAUGAAGAUUCUGUGGACUUUAAUGCUGGUAUCGUUGAGGUUCUUGAAAAGCAGGAUAUAUCUGAAGACAUCCUAGUUCACGAUGUAGCCUCAGUGACAGCUGAAAUUGAGAAUGAAACUGAGAUAUUGCAGCAAGCUCUUGUGGUUAAAACGGUUUCAAACUUGGAUUAUGACCCUAAUGAAAUUCCCCAACAGAAUGUGUUAAAAGAUGGGGAAGUAGCUAAGCUGUCAGAGUUUGAAGCUCCAUCUCAUGUACAAAUUACCCCUCUGACUUCGGAUUCCAGUAUUGUUGAGGUUAUUGAAAAGCAAGUUACUGAAGAGCUAGGAUCUGAUGCAGAGAAAGCCAACACCUUGAUUACAGUGGAAAAUGCUAAAGUAAUUUAUUCAGAGCAAUCAUUGUUGGUAAAAGAGCCUGUUUCUAUAGAAAGCAACCUCAAUGAAGAACCACAGCACAUUUCAGUUACAGAUGUCCAGGUCACUGAAGUCACAAAGGAACUGGAAGCAUCGACAUUUGAUCAGGUAGCUUUGCUGGAUUCCAAUGCUGAUAUUGUUGAAAUUCUUGAAAAGCAAGUUGUAUCUCAAAACAUCCCAGUCCCCAAUGGAGCCUCUGUCUCAGUGACAGCUGUAGUUGAAAAUAAAACUGAGGUACUGCUACAAGUGGUUGGGGGUAAUGCGCUUCCAACCGGGAACGAUGACCCUCAUGAAAGUCCCCAGCAGAGAGUCGUAGAACAAGAUUGUAAAGUUGUUCAAACAGAGUUUGAAGCUCCACCUACUGUACAAAUAGCCCCUCUGGUUUUGGGGUCCAGUAUGGUUGAGGUUAUUGGAAAGCAAGUUCUAUCUGACAUCCCAGUAACUAAUGGAGAAAAUGCCUCUGCUUCUACAACAGCUGAAGCUGGAGAGGAAGCAGAAGUACUGAUAGCACAAGAGCUCAUUAAGAAAGUGCUCAGAACUGUAGUUGGAGACCCUGAUGAAAUUCCCAGACAGUGUGCUGUCAAAAAUGAACAUGAGUUUGCAGACAUUGCAAAAUUAUUGGAUGGAUCAACAGAAGUUCACAUAGACUCUAUCAACUCAGACACAAGUGUACCCCAAGCGCUUCAGGAACAUGUUCUAUCUGAAGUUAUCCCUACUCCAGACACAGACAAUGGUUCUGUUAACUCUGUAACAGAAGUUGCCGAGAUGUUGGAGGCCCCAACGGCAGUGAAAUUGGUGUUGAUUAACCGGGAGACAAUUCUACCCGAAGUAUUUGAAAAACAACAAGUACAAGACUAUGUGGCCUUAGUAGUGCCUGAACCUAGCCAUGAAGUGGUCUCUAAUGCAGUAAAUGAUGAGGGUGAUAUCGAUAAACUUGCUGGGGCUGAAGAAAAUGCAGAAAUGGUUGAGGAUGUUGCAGCAAUGCAGGAUGAAGAUGGUGCUGCAAUGCAAGCAUGCGGCGUCCAAACCUCAAUGGAUCAUGACGCCAACAGAGAAACACCAAACAUUAGGGAACCUUUGUUAGAUGUCAUGGCAACUGAAGAAGAGCCCCAGGACACUGUAGAGCAUGUCAGGGUCCUGGAACCAUGUGUGGAGGAGGGCAUGAUAGAGAUGGCCAAAAAAAGCAAGGGAGAUGUUGAGGUCAAAUCAGCUGAGGAGAUGGGAGUCACAGAUGCCAAAGAGGGCAUGGACAUUGGCUGUAUAGUUCAAAAUGAAGUACAGAAUGUCUACACCUCCCUGGCGACAGAGGAGGAGAUGCUUGAUAAGAUGGAUAAUGUCACCGCAAAGGAGGUAGAUCAACAGAAAAACCAGACAGAAGUGUCUGACAAAGUGGCAAAGGAGGAGUCUUGUUUGAAGGAAGAGCCUGGGUCUGCAGUACAAGUUAUUGUCACUCCACCAACUGAUGAACAAAAAGGAACAGAAAUUAUCAAAAGUGAACCAACUGAAUUAGAGGCUCAAAAAUUAACAAAAAAGGAGUCUGAUGCAUCGAUCGAAAGAACAGCACCAGAAGUUCUAUCUGAAACUGAAAUUGGAAAUGAAGAGGAAACCGCCUCAAAUAUAGUUUUUGCGACUACAGACAAUGUCGCCAUAUAUAAACUCAAACCAGAUCUGGAUGAAACUGAAGUUGAAUUAAAAAAGGAAUCAGACAAGAAUGUCAUAGAAGAGGAUUCAUCGUGUUCCCCAGAGCUAUUAGCUGCAAUUGAAACGAUUGAGGCCAAACAGGCAAUAGUAGUACCUCAAAUAAUAACCUCAUCUGAGAAAGUGCAACCAACUUCAGAAAUGGGGGUGGAAGAAAUUCAGGCAACAGAAAAUGUUGAAUCCAACAUACAAAUGGAGGUAACUGAACUUGAAAAAGAAAAAGAAGAUCCAACUAUUAAAAUUGAAGUGACAGAACUUCAAGGAUUGGAGAAAAUAGAACCUAACAUUCAAAAGGAGGUAAAAGAAUUAGGAACCGAACAGAAACGCCAGAUCCAGGUGUCUGAGGUCAAUGUGAAUGUGGCACCCAAAAUACAAAUGGAGGGAACAGAGUUUCCAGUGACAGAGGAAGCUGAACAAAACAUUAAAAUUGCGCUGACCAACAUAAAGGUCACCGUUAAAGUUGUUGUCCAAGCAAUAGAGGCAAUAGAUCUUGAGAAAACUAAAGUUGAUGCACAUCUCAUAGAUGAUUCAUCAUUUUCACCACAGGAAGUAGCUGUGAAGGAAAUUAUGGAUGCAAAACAGGAGCAAACUCACCCUUGUGAGAUGGUUACACCAAGUCAGGAAGGAGAACCAACUAUCAAAAAUGAAGAGGCAACAGAAAUUCAGCUAACAGAGAAAGUAGAACCCAAGAUACAAAUGGAGGCAACGGAACUUCAAGGGAAAAAGAAAGUGGAACCAAACAUUCAAAUAGCGUUCACAGAAAUGAAAGACCCCUUAACACAGCGUGAACGACCUGAGGUUGGUGUCCAAGCAGAAGAGGCAAUAGAAAAAGCGAGAACAAUCCAAAUGGCAGAAGUACCCGAGAGACUACAGGAGGCAUGCGUAUCUGAGGUUUCAGUAACUCGGGUGUUAGAAGUCACAGGACUGGUUCAAGAAUUAGAUUCAACGAGGGAGAUGAUUCAGGUGGAACCAGUGGCACUACAAGUUGGCUUAGAGCAAGUCGUGUUCCUGAGUCAAACGGGGCCAGCUCACUUUGCUGAGGAACCUUUAGAAACGAAACAGCAACGCUUAGUGCACGUUGAACAAGCGGAGAGAACGGUGCCAUCAAGUCCGCCGGUUCAGCCUGAGGUUGUUGUCGAGUCAGCAGAACCUGUCUCCCAAUGGGAAGGGGAACUGGAGCAGGACGUCUGGUUAGAUGCAGAGGAGGACAUUGGCAAGCAAGAAGGUGCAGAGAAGACUGGGAAUGAACCCCAAGAGUCUGUGCAAAGUCAAUUGGAAGUAUCUCAGCCCGAAGACCAAGAAGAAGUGUUCCUGGAUACAACUGGGCAUGCUCACAUUGAGGAAGAAAGUAGCUCAGAAGAAAUACAAGCAAUAGGAGAAAUACAUGAAUUAGAGAGAGAAGGGGAAGACUUUGCUAUUGCCCUGGAGGAUCCACAAAGUUUGAUUUGCAAGGAGCUGGACUAAUUCCUCCGAACUCCAAAAUCAAGAAAGGGUGGAACUGCGUGGAAGUUGAAGGCUGUUGACAAAGGAGAAGAACAAGGAAAGGAAAACCGCCGGAAUGGAACUUUUAGAUUGAACAUUUUCAAUCUAAUUGUCCGAUAUACUGUUUUGGGGUACAUUUAGAAUUAUUUAUUUGCAUAUUAAUUUAAUUAAUAUAUUCAGCUCUUGCUGUAGAGACAGCUUGUAAACUCAAAGCUCGGAAAACCCUCAGCAUCAUUCACACAGUACAGGCACCUACAUUCUUAUACUGCAUACUAGAAUUAUUUUACUGGGUGCAUUUUUAUUUAUAACAGCCUGUGCUUUUAUAGGUAAAACAUUUUAAUUUGCGGUUUUACAGUCACUUUGCAAUAAAUCUUUUGUAAUAAUAGGUGGUCCAAAUGAAUGUGAAAUGGUUUUAAAAACAGAAACAAUGCAAUCAAUAUGAAAACAAUCAAACUAUAUAAAAAGCUAAAGUCUGUAUAACAGCCAUUAUAUUUUGAUAUGAGAAGGAUCUAUACAAGUGAAGCCAAAUAGAAGUGGUAAGUCAAGGCAAUAAGUAAGUAACUACUCCCAACUAGAUAAACGUAUCCAGGACAACGGUUUCUUGACCAUACUGAUGCAACUGCAUUAACUUUGUACUUAGAUGUUUUUAAAUUUAGACAUUUUGAUAUGAGCGCAAGAUUGCCAGACUGCUCUAUAUGUAUUACCACAAAUUUGUUUAAAUUGCACUGAGCUAAGAUCGCAUAUAUAUAUAUAUAAAUAUAUAUAUAUAUAUUACUAAAGCAAUAUACUACUACAGUAAUAUAUAACACUUAUCCACAGCGCCUUAACUGUAUUCUACCCAUUCAUGGCACCUUGGCCACCAGUGGCUAAUUUUCAGUAAAGGCAGCUGGUGAUGAGAGAGCUGAAGAAUGAGACAGGAAAUGUGCUUGUAAGAGCAAACUGUAUGUUGCGUAACCAAUAUAUUUAACCUACCUUCCAAUCAGAUUACACAAAAACGAAUGUUUUAAAUAAAAUUACAUGUUUCCAUAUGCACCAGUAUAUUUACAAAUGUGGUCAAAAUGCAACUGCGAUGAUAUUCUAUUUCAAUAAAUGUCUGAAGAAUUUGAAGCUUUCUCUU